Molecule: messenger RNA, 919 nt
Organism: Clunio marinus
Lineage: Eukaryota; Metazoa; Arthropoda; Insecta; Diptera; Chironomidae
Source: the annotation of a GenBank genome assembly
AUUAAUCGGCAUCUGACUCUUGAACAGCGCGUUUCGUUUUCUAUUUUAUUUAUUACCUGAUAAUUCAUAAUGUCUAAAAUUUUUACACCAACCAACCAAAUUCGUUUGACAAAUGUUGCUGUCGUUCGUAUGAAGAAAUGUGGAAUUAGAUUCGAAAUUGCAUGUUACAAAAAUAAAGUUCAAUCAUGGAGAGCAGAAACAGAAAAGGAUUUGUCAGAGGUUUUACAAACCGAAACAGUCUUCAAUAAUGUGUCUAAGGGCCAAGUAGCUAAGAAGGAAGACCUGAUCAAAGCAUUUGGAAAAGAUAAUCACACAGAGAUUUGUAAGGAAAUUCUAUCAAAAGGAGAACUUCAAGUUAGUGAAAAAGAACGUCACGCAAACUUAGAAUCGACAUUUAAAGAAAUUGCAACGAUGGUAGCUGAAAAAUGUGUCAAUCCUGAAACGAAUCGCCCUUACCCCGUCACUAUCAUUGAGAAGUCAAUGAAAGAUGCGCAUUACUCAAUAAAACCGAACAGGAAUGUAAAAUCACAAGCUUUGGAUGUGAUCAAAAUACUAAAGGAGCACAUUCCCAUCGAAAAAGCUCAAAUGAAAAUAAAAAUUACAGUCACAAACUGUAAAGAUAAGAAACUUCGUUUUGACGAAAUUCCGAAGCUUCUCAAGGUCAAAGAAAGUGAAUCGUGGGAUGGAGCUAAUGGAAUCAUUACUGCUUUAAUUGAUCCUGGCAGUUAUAAAUUGAUUGAAGCCUUGCACUCAACAACUCGAGGUGGUGUAACUGUCGAAGUUCUGGACCUUAAGCAUGUUGAAAUUAAUGAAGAAAUUUUUUAAUGUCAUUAAAACAACUCGGAAUAAAAAUCAUCAUUAAUCAUUAAAAAUGAUUAUCAGCUGAUAAAUAUUUUGUUUUAAUUCUCUAAUUUUUUAU